AUGAGCGCGCCCAUUGACGAUCUGCUCUACGGCGGCGACGACGACUCGGGGGACGACAGCGAAAUGCACACGUCGCUGCCUGUGCUUCGCUCGUACGCAGGUGUGCCACUCGCUGGUGCAGCGGUUGCACCCCCAGGGGGUCUGCUGUUAGCACCUGCGACAGGCGCACCGGCCGGUCUCAAGCCCGUGCCAGUGAUGACGUCAGCUACGACAGGUGGCGCACCUCCGCCACUGGAUCUACCGACGCUGUCGACUGGUGCGUCGGCGGCGCAUACUUCAGUAGCAGCAGCAGCAGCAGCAACAGUCGCAGCAGCACGAGCACCAGCAGCAACUGUCGCUGCAGCACCUGUGGCGCCCGUGAAACAAGCGCCAGGCUCUGGCCAGCAGAUGUUUCAGCAAAUGUUUGCCUUGUUGAAGCAAAUGCUGCCAGUCGAGCAGUACGCGACACUGCACUCGGAGAUGCGGAAAGGCAAUGGCAAUGACAUCAAGUCGAUUGUUGAGAUCAUCAAGCGGAUUGCAGGCGACGCGAUUUUCUCGAGCGUGAUCCAGAAAAUGGACUUGACGAGGACGCUGCCUACUGCUGGUAGCACUGCUGCGACUGCUACUGCUGCUACUGCACCGAGUACACUUGGCGCCGUGAAGGCUGAGCCAGGAGCUGCGACAGCUUCGUCGUCGAUGUUGACCUCUGGAGUCUUAGGUGGGCCGUUGGCUGAUAGGACAACGGGUCUGGCUGCGCGGCCAGUGGCGUCGACGAUUGCUGCGGCACCGAAGCCCACGGCGAUUGCGCCGAACACGCGACCGAUUGCUGCAGCAUCGCCUUCGCUGGCAGCUGCAGCGCCAGUAGCGAUACCCACGUCGAUUGCAGCACGACCAACGCAAGCCCAGCAACCGCCUGGGACAGCAAAUACUCCACUAGCAAAGGGGUUGCAUGAUGGCGUAAAGCCGGAGCCGGCAGAUACAGCAGCUACUGUAUUCACAUCGUCGUCGUCUCCUAGCACACCUCUAGGUGCCGGGCAGUCGAGGAAUGAAGCUCUGGAGAAGAUUUUGUUCGCCAAGCGCUUGCUAUCGCAUGCCGCAACGUGCUCGCUCUCUCAUGGCGUUUGUCAGGUGAAGAAGUGUGACGAUGUGCGCCGAGUAUUCAAGCACAGCUUGUCUUGUGGAGGAGCAAACGGAUGCUCGCACUGCGAACAGCUGAAGGGUCUCGUGAAGUAUCAUGCGAAGGAGUGUGCUGUCGGGAUUGCCGAGCAUUGCUCGAUUCCAUUUUGCGACGGCUUGCGGCGCACGUACGUACAGAGCCAAGCAGCCUCGGCGGCUAAGGUCAAAGCAGCCCAAGCGAGUGGAAUGGUGGAGAGUGAUGAUGAUGACGAUAACACACCCCUGUCUUCCGCAGUGAACAAAGCCAAGAAGCUAGCAAAGGCAAAGUCUCCCAAGAGCGUGCCUGUUCGAGGUAGCGUCGUUGCUCAGCCUCUGAAGCGAAAAGGAUCGAUUACGUCGCUUGCUAGACCAAACAGCGCUACACCUCCUGGGCCCUCAGUAGUGGCAGCGCCUUCGAAUGCUACGACAAUAGCCACCGCAUCAACAGCAUUUCCCGCCUCAGCCGGCGCCAAGCCACAGCAGAAGAAUGUUACUGCUAACAUGACCCAGGAGUACGGUCGUCUGUUACAGCUGAUUCUCCACGUAGAAAAGUGCACGACCAGUGCGUGCGCCGUUGGCGAAGAGUGUGCUGAGUCGAAGGCGAUUAUGAAGCAGAUGGCUUCCCAGAACCCACCAGUUCGGGCCAAAACAUACAAGCAAGUCUAUGGUCACUACAAGACCUGUGUGGCGAAAAACAACACGGCGAAUUGUCCGAUGUGCAAAAUCGGGCUGCUGCCCAUCCUGCCAGCACCCAGCCCGGCAUCAUCAUCAUCUCAUGCACAGAUGGGCUUUAAGACGUCGAUUGCACCCGCGAAUGCUGUUGCGGCCAGCACCGUCGCGACUUUUCCUGUGUCCGGGGACUCCAACAAGCGUGGAAAUAGUGCAGUGUCACCGGCGCCGCGCUCCCCCGUUGAAGAAGCCACGGACUAA
This is a messenger RNA of Hyaloperonospora brassicae, 2064 nucleotides long. The record is from the annotation of a GenBank genome assembly. Lineage: Eukaryota; Oomycota; Peronosporomycetes; Peronosporales; Peronosporaceae.